Mugil cephalus (flathead mullet) is the source of this 4157-nucleotide messenger RNA. RefSeq names its product calpain-15-like. Gene Ontology annotation, cellular component: cytoplasm. Gene Ontology annotation, molecular function: calcium-dependent cysteine-type endopeptidase activity. The transcript is spliced from 13 exons. Lineage: Eukaryota; Metazoa; Chordata; Actinopteri; Mugiliformes; Mugilidae. The record is from RefSeq and is a predicted model, not a curated record. Gene Ontology annotation, biological process: proteolysis. The coding region runs from base 156 to 3125 and encodes 989 amino acids.
GCUGAGAGGACAGCUGUGGUGGGUGACGGUGCACAUCGCUGUCUCAGAGACAGAGGAUGCAUGGAGACCUCCACGGUGUGCGGGAACAUCCAGCGCCUCGUUGAAGCAGCCUCCGUCCUCCGGCCAGGACCCUUCCACCCGUCCCGAGCAGCAGCAUGGGCAGCUCCUCAUCCUCCAUCGCCGACGAGGCAGAGAGCGACGCGGGACCCCGCGGCGCUGCCCUGCCUCCUUCCCCCAUCAUGGGAUGCCUGAGGAGCAGCCAGAGCACCUUCAUUCCUCGGCAGCUUCCCCGGCCGGGCAGGCACAGGGAGCGCAGUUUCUCUUCUGGUUCGAUGCCCCUGCAGAGGAGCCAGUGGGCCUGUGGCUGCUGCACUUUCCUGAAUGCAGCCGGUGCUCCUCGCUGCUCCAUCUGUGAAGCCCCUCGGCGACGCUCCGACACCCGCUGGAUGUGGCCCGGGUCCAGCAGGGAGGAGGCUCGGUGGUCCUGUCCACGCUGCACGCUGGCCAACUCCCCCGGCAGCCUGGCCUGUUCUCUCUGCGGCUACGCCGGCGCUCCGGGCCGAUCCCUGAACUCGUCCCGGGACCAGCCCCGGCCUCAGCGCUCCAGCAGCUGCUCCGGCCCCCUGAGGCCGCCGUCGGCCGAGCGCGGCGACGCGGACGAAACCAGCUUGACUUGGGACUGCUUGAGGUGCACGCUGCAAAACACUCCUACCUCCAUGUCCUGCUCUGCCUGCGGUGGACCGCGAAAACUGUCUCUGCCACAAAUCCCAGCCGAGGCCCUGCUCAUCCCCGAGGUCUGCGAUGGAACCAGAGCCCGUCCGCCUGAACCGGCAGCCCUUUCACUGUCCAUAUCCACCCGAGGAGAAAGUCUACCCGCGGAAGCUUCACAUCCAAACACGGACUCUGCGCCGACUCCGGCUCACAACAAUCCGGUUCCCUGCAGUCGCAGAGAGGUGCCCCCUCCGGGCGUUGGACACAGCACAAGCUCUUCUCCUUCGACGCUGGCUGUCUCACACCUGUCCGCCUCCACACAGCCAGAGCUGGUGUCCGGCAGGAGGCUCAGCAUCCUCGCGGAGGAGAUGUCGCCUGCGUCAGACUCCUCUGCGUCGUUUCCGGGCGCCGUCAGCAGGACGGAGGAGUGGUCGUGUCCCGCCUGCACUCUCAUCAACAGGGUCAAAGCCAAACACUGCCUCGCCUGCCACACUCCUCAGCAACACGUCGCACAGCUCAAGGCAGCACUGACCCAGAAGAGGAAGGAGAGCAUGCUGGUGGAGGCGCUGCGGCAGAGCGACGAAGGGGAAGCCAGAGAGCUGUGGGAGAACAUCGUCAGCUUCUGCAGAGAGAACUCGGUGACCUUCGUGGACGACAGCUUCCCCCCGGGCCCGAACUCCGUCGGCUUCCCGACAGACGACAGCGUUCAGAAUCGGGUCAAGAAGUGGCUCCGUCCGCAGGAAAUCAGCUGCUCCAACUUCAGGGACCGCGCCGUGAAAUGGUCGGUUUUCCGAACCCUGCGACCGUCGGACAUCAUGCAGGGGCUUCUGGGUAACUGCUGGUUCCUGAGUGCCUUGGCAGUUCUGGCUGAACGGGCCGAGCUUGUGGAGAAGGUGAUGGUGACCCGCUCGCUGUGUGCAGAAGGGGCCUACCAGGUGCGGCUCUGCAAGGACGGCUCAUGGACGACGGUGCUGGUGGACGACAUGCUGCCGUGCGAUGAGAACGGACACCUGCUCUUCUCUCAGGCACAGAGGAGGCAGCUCUGGGUGGCUCUGAUCGAAAAAGCCUUGGCCAAGCUCCAUGGCUCCUACUUCGCGCUGCAGGCGGGCCGCGCCAUCGAGGGCCUGUCCACGCUGACCGGGGCGCCCUGCGAGUCGCUGUCCCUCCAGGUCAGCGCCACCAACCCGAAGGAAGAGCCCAUCGACACCGACCUCAUCUGGGCCAAAAUGCUGAGCUCCAAGGAGGCAGGAUUCCUGAUGGGGGCGUCCUGCGGGGGAGGUAACAUGAAGGUGGAUGACGCGGAGUACGAAUCUCUGGGUUUGCGCCCACGACACGCCUACUCUGUCCUCGAUGUGCGGGACGUCGACGGCCACAGAUUACUGCAGCUGAGGAACCCGUGGGGUCGCUUCUCCUGGACUGGAGCCUGGGCGGACGACUGGCCAGACUGGCCUCCACACUUGAAGAGGGAGCUGUGCGCCCAGCGAGCGGAGGAUGGCCUGUUCUGGAUGGACUUCUGGGACUUCAUCAGGUACUUUGACUCAGUGGACAUCUGUAAGAUUCAUUCAGACUGGCAGGAGGUCCGGAUCCCGGGCGUUUUCCCCCGAAGAGCCGACGUCCCGGUGAUGGUGGUGUCAUUGACAGUUCUGGAGAGGACGGCCGUGGAGCUGGCUUUGUUCCAGCAGGGCAGCAGGCGCUGGGACACAGCAGAGAGCCACCUCCUGGAUCUGUGUGUGCUGGUGUUUCGGGUCGCCUACGACGGCUCCGGGGCUCUGACGCUGGGUCGAUUACUGGCGCACAGUCGCCGCUCGGUGAGGAGGUUUGUGGGCUGCGAUGUCAUGCUGGAGCCCGGGGAGUACGCUGUGCUCUGCUGCGCCUUCAACCACUGGCACUGCUCCAUCACAGACAGCCCAGUGAGCAGUGGAAAAUCGGAGGUGCCCGGUUACAUGCUGGCGGUCUACAGCUCCCGACUGGUGAUGGUGGAGCAGGUGACGGCCUCCAACACCACCAUCGCCGACGCCAUCAUCCAGCUGGCGGAAACCAAAGGAGAGCGGCAUGAGGGUCGAGAAGGGAUGACCUGUUACUACCUAACUCAUGGCUGGGCCGGCCUCAUCGUCAUGGUUGAAAACAGACACCCCAGACAUCACCUGCACGUCUCCUGCGACUGCAGCGACAGCUUCAAUGUGGUGUCGACGCGCAGCUGCCUCAAAACCGUCGACAGCAUCCCUCCUCUGCACAGACAGGUGCUCGUGGUUUUGUCUCAGCUGGAGGGAAACGCUGGAUUCUCCAUCACACACAGACUCGCUCACCGUAAGGCCGUCCAGGCUUCUCUGGGGAACUGGAGUCCCUCGAAGGCGACGCACAGUCCUGCUCUGAGUCCAGAGACUGCGGGUCUGCAUCAGCCUCGGCCGCUAUGACCACUAAUCCGCAACCAGGAACUGGGACGGCUGAUUCGUUUCCAUGCAUCACACGGGCAGCUUCUUUAAAAGGAACAGUCUGAAUCGUUGGGACUUCCACUCGUUUGUAUGAAUUCAUAUUGCAUUUCUUAGAGGCAGAGCUCCUCUUUGUGACGUGUUCAAUUGGAGAAUUUCGCUAAAUUCAAACAAUUCAACUACUUAUAAUUUCCUGUUUGGUGCUGAAAGCCAUGAGCUCAAAGCCCUAGAAGCUCAAGUAAAAUAAAUUAAUGUAACGUAUAUUAUGCUGAAUCAGCAUUGAGACCCCUGCUUUAAGAAAAGUGAACCAUUUUGUUUCUGCAUUCAGAGUUGUUCUGCCUCCAAGAAGUGAAACAGAAGCUGCACAACCCUGCACGAAGACAAACAUGUAGACCGGAUCUCAUUAGAAAUACACAUGAUGCACUUUAUCUCACGUCACAGGGUGGUCUUCAGGCCCAAACUGUCUUAAUUGCACUGGUGGUAGAUGAGUAGGAGUUAUAAUAUUAUAACUCAGUCACAUGCGUCUGAACUGACUGCCAAGAAUACUGACUGGAAAAAUGCAGACAUUGUUUAUUCUCCUCAGCGUUAUUCAGUCAUGUGCAGUCUUAAUGUUUUAGUUUAGAGAAACAGUGGAGACCUGCUGUGUUAAAGCAGUAGCACUUUAUGAACUUUAAACUAUGCUGGAUUUUCAUCGUGUUUUAUUUUGGAUGUUUUAAAGAUGAACAGUGUAGAAAAAAUGUUUUAUUGUCACAAAUCCAAAUCUGCGGUCACUCUAGAUAGAAUAUACAAACUAUGCAAAUGUUCGAAAGACGGUAUGACGCUUCAAUUGAAAAUGUUUAGCUCUUUAGAUCUCUGGCUUACCGGUUAUAUUUUCAUGGUUAACAUAGAGUUUGAUAUAUUUUGUUGUAAUUUAUGUGUUCGGGUUUGACUUUUAUUAUGUGUUCAUUCAGUAGCUACACUAUAUAUAUUGAUAUAAAGCAUAUGAGAGAUGAAAAUAAAAAAACUUUUGAAAAUAAA